CCCUAUAUAUACUUCCCUUCAUAUUUCUUUCUUCCCUCCCCUCAAUUCCCUCUCUCUCUUCUCUCUCUUCUAAUAACAAAUUCAAUCAACAACAAUAUGGAUGCCCCUUUGAGAUCAACAACUUCAUUGUUAACAUUCUUUCUCCUAUUCUUUUUAGGUUUGAAUAUGUUUAAACAAGUAGAAUCACUUGGGAUUAACUAUGGUCAAGUUGCAAACAAUUUACCACCACCAGAGAAAGUACUUCAACUUUUGCAUGCUCUAAAGAUAACAAAGGCAAGAAUAUAUGAUACAAAUCCUCAAGUGUUGACAACAUUUGCCAAUACAAACAUAGAGCUAAUUGUCACAGUAGAGAAUCAGAUGUUAGCUACAUUAUGUGAUCAACAACAAGCAGUUCAAUGGGUAACAAGUCACAUUAGGCCAUAUUUUCCAGCCACAAACAUCACGGGGAUCGCGGUAGGCAAUGAGAUAUUCACAGAUGAAAACAUGUCCUUAAUGACCUAUCUUGUCCCAGCCAUGGUUAGCAUUCAUGCAGCACUUGUUAAAACAGGACUUAGCCAAUACAUACAAGUCUCAUCCCCUAAUUCACUUGCAGUUUUAGCCAAUUCUUAUCCACCAUCAGCUGGUAGUUUUAGGAGUGACCUAAGUGAAAUAAUGCAACAAUUUUUGCAAUUUUUAGCCACUACGAAAUCACCAUUUUGGAUCAAUGCAUAUCCUUAUUUUGCUUAUAAAGACAAUCCAAACAAAAUAUCAUUGGAUUAUGUGUUGUUCAAUUCAAAUGAAGGGAUGAUUGAUCCAUACACAAAGUUACAUUAUGACAACAUGUUGUAUGCACAAGUUGAUGCUGCUAUAUUUGCAAUUGCAAGAAUGGGAUUUAAUGGGCUAGAAGUGAAAAUAUCUGAAACAGGAUGGCCAUCAAAAGGUGAUACAAAUGAAAUUGGUGCUACAUUACAAAAUGCAGCAAUUUACAAUAGGAAUAUUUUGAGGAGACAAUUGCUUAAUGAAGGGACCCCAUUAAGGCCAAAUGUUAGAUUGGAUAUUUAUUUGUUUGCUUUGUUUAAUGAAGACAUGAAGCCUGGCCCAACUUCAGAGAGAAACUAUGGAUUAUUUCAACCUGAUGGAACUAUGGCUUAUAAUGUGGGAUUAUUGUCAACAACUUCUUCAAAUACAGAGCCAGCUUCAGCUUCAAUUUCUCUUGCUUCCUCUGCACCUCCUAAGGUGAAUAGAGUGGGAUAUCAAAGCUUGGUCAAUUGGAUGAUGAUGAUUUUUGUGUGUUUUUGGUGGCUUUGCAAGUGUUAAAUGAGAUGAAGGCAUGCAACAUUAUUAAGGCAAAUUAAGGGGAGUACUUGGCUGUAAAUACAUUGGCAAGUCUUCUCUAUAAGAUACAAGGAUACAAAUAGUAACUCCGAAAAGGCAUAAUACAUAGACAGACAUUUAAAUUUGACGGAAAUAUUCAUUUAGAUAUUUCAAUUGAGACAACGACCUAUCAGAUACUGGAUGUAUGUGCAUGCAUCGUCAAGAAUGGAGCACGCAGAGACUAUGAGACAUGACAAGAAGCUUUUCGUGUAAUAAUUUUUUUAAGGGACGAUCUAGUUAAUUUCUCGAUUCAUAGAAAGAGUAUAUAUAUAUAUAUAUAGUUAAUGUCAUUUAUUGUACAAUAUUUGCGAUUUAUGUAUCGCAAAAUAAAAUAGCUCAUGAUUCUUUGCUAGGGAAUUGACAAAAUCAGAUUGUUAAUUAUGUCUCAUUGUGUGAAGAUGAAAUAUAAUCUUUUUAAUUAGCAUUUGUAAUAUUUGUAUCUCUAAUGUUCAUUGUUCAU
Messenger RNA from Solanum pennellii, 1813 nucleotides. Its product is annotated as glucan endo-1,3-beta-glucosidase 14. Gene Ontology annotation, cellular component: plasma membrane. Gene Ontology annotation, biological process: carbohydrate metabolic process. Lineage: Eukaryota; Viridiplantae; Streptophyta; Magnoliopsida; Solanales; Solanaceae. The transcript is spliced from 3 exons. Gene Ontology annotation, molecular function: hydrolase activity, hydrolyzing O-glycosyl compounds. The record is from RefSeq and is a predicted model, not a curated record. Bases 97 to 1296 code for a protein of 399 amino acids.